Messenger RNA from Python bivittatus (Burmese python), 2606 nucleotides. RefSeq names its product pantetheinase-like. Gene Ontology annotation, molecular function: pantetheine hydrolase activity. Gene Ontology annotation, biological process: pantothenate metabolic process. Lineage: Eukaryota; Metazoa; Chordata; Lepidosauria; Squamata; Pythonidae. The record is from RefSeq and is a predicted model, not a curated record.
UUCAUUCUGAGCCAGAAUUAGGCUCUGUAAGCAUGGCUGUCUUCCAGCCUCAUCUUUGGGCUAUCUUUCUGACUGGAGCUAUUCUUGGGGCUUCUGCUGUGGAAACCUACCUUGCUGCUGUCUAUGAGCAUGCUGUUAUACUUACAGGAGCCACCCCAAAACUUGUCUCUCCAGAAGAAGCCUUGAGCCUAAUGAACAGAAAUUUAGACAUCUUAGAAGAAGCCAUCAAAACAGCUGCUGAACAGGGUGCCCGCAUCAUUGUGACUCCUGAAGAUGGCAUUUAUGGGUGGGUCUUUACUCGGGAAACACUUUAUCCUUAUCUUGAGGAUAUACCAGAUCCCGAAGUAAACUGGACUCCAUGCAACGAUCCAGAAAGGUUUGGAUUUAACCCAGUGCAGAAAAGACUUAGCUGCAUGGCAAAGAACUAUGGCAUCUAUGUGGUUGCCAACAUGGGGGACAAGAAGCCAUGUAAUUCUAGUGAUCCUCAGUGUCCCAGUGAUGGUCGCUAUCAAUACAAUACCAAUGUUGUUUAUGAUUCAGAAGGAAAGUUUGUGGCACGUUAUCACAAGUACAACCUUUUUGCCUCGGAAGUCCACUUCAAUUUUGCGAAGGAGCCGCAGUUCAUUAACUUCAACACCUCCUUUGGGAAGUUUGGUGUUUUCACUUGUGCUGAUAUGCUUAACUUCCGUGAACCUGCUGUAUCUCUGGUGGAAAAGUUCAAGGUGGACACUAUCCUCUUCCCAACUGCUUGGUUAAAUACUCUACCCCUUUUGUCUGCUGUUCAAUAUUACUCAGCCUGGGCAAUGGGAAUGCGUGUGAACAUCCUUGCGGCUAAUAUACAUAGGCCCAGCUUGGACAUUACGGGGAGUGGCAUUUUUACACCCAAUGGCCCAAAGGCGUAUCACUUUGAUAUGGAAACCCAGAAUGGCAAACUUUUGCUUGCAGAAAUUGACACACAUCCCCAUCUUUCCCCCACCUAUCCUCCCCCUUUCAACUGGAGCUUGUAUGCAUCAACCCUUGAACAUUUCUCACCGCAGAGCCCAGUAUUUAACAGCAGUAUCUAUUUUGAUAAUUUCACCUUCACGGAGCUAUCACAAGAAGCAGGAAACUAUACUGUCUGCCAGAAAAACGUCUGCUGUUAUUUAAGCUACAUUAUGGCGGAAAAGCAAGAGGAUGAAGUUUAUGCUUUGGGUGUUUUUGAUGGGCUUCACAUGAUUGAAGGAGAAUAUUAUUUGCAGAUCUGCACACUACUGAAGUGUAACAGCACAGAUCUGAAAUCGUGUGGCCAGCGAGUUGAUACCGCUGCUACCAGGUUCAACUUCUUUUCCCUCAGUGGCUCAUUUAACACUAAUUAUGUGUUUCCUGAAGUGCUGCUCACUGGGACCCAUCUGGCUCCUGGAGAAUUUAAGGUUUUGCCUGAUGGACGGAUAAUAAGUGAGAAAGGCCUGUCAAAGCCACUCUUGUCUAUGGCUCUUUUUGGAAGAUGGUAUGAGAAAGACUCUCCACACCCCACCUCCACUGCACCAUGAACUUGCUCUUCAUGAUUUGCUUUCCUUUCACGUGGUCGGUAUUCUGUGCCUGGUAAAUAUUUUUCUAGACACAGAAAUUAUGUCUAUUUCCUAACAUUUCUAGUACUCAAACAGCAAAAGCCAAAGUGAAAGAUAAUCAACAUUCCAACAUGCAUAGGAUCCAAAUGGAUGCUUCAAAUUAUGCAAUCAACUUUCUUCAUCCAUGAAAUUUUACGGGAAUCCAUAUGUUAUUCCCGUCUCUAUAUAAAUGCAGGGUACUUUUCAUCACAACUUCCAUCUUUUCCCCUUCCACCACCAAUCUGGUGAGCAGAAAAAGAAAGGACAGUACCCAGUCCCUGUUGAUUGGUAAUUUCCUGCAUUUGUACAUCAUUGCUCUGGAGAGCAUCAGGCUAUAUUUUAUAACCAGGAGCAACUGUGUUUCAGUAUAAUAGAAACAAAAUUAAACAAAUAAGUAUUGUAUUUUUCAAUAAUCACAAUAUCAUGUUCAUGGUAGGAUGGGGGCUGAUCCUAUAUGUCAGUUACUAUGCCAGGUAUAAAUGUUCAGGCAACUAAUCUGUUUUGCUUUGCUGAUUGGGGGAGAGAGUAUCUUCCCAGAAAAGGUCAAUGUUGACGAAUAAGUUUCCCCUCUCCUCUUAGUAUCAUUGUCAUGUCUGGGGAGAGGAAGGUAUGGGUAAUCCAAUCCACACUUCAGGAUUUAUCAGUUUUCAGUUAUUUAUUUAUAACACUCUCUAUUUAUCCUGAACCCAAGGAAAUGUGUUUGAAUUCCUCAAGUCCCAUCAACGGAAUUGUUGUACCAACUGAAUAUUGAAUGACGCUAGAUUACCACAUAGCUGUUUUGACCAAGUGUUGGCAUCUUCUUUAUUCUCCAAUUCUGUUAUUCAAAGCCUUAAAAGUCCUGUACUCACAGAAGCUAGCAGCUAAGUUUUUGAGCCCCAUUUUUCUUUUUUGCUAAUCAGCUUGAUAGGCAAUUUACUUCUAAAAGUCACCCUGUGAAUGCUUAGUUGGAGUGGAAAGACCACUGUGCAGUGAAUAAAAUGUUCUGAAUUUUCUUUUUCUGUUUAUGUGACUUACUUUUCU